Messenger RNA from Austrofundulus limnaeus, 774 nucleotides. RefSeq lists its product as uncharacterized. Gene Ontology annotation, biological process: DNA recombination; DNA integration. Gene Ontology annotation, molecular function: DNA binding. Lineage: Eukaryota; Metazoa; Chordata; Actinopteri; Cyprinodontiformes; Rivulidae. The record is from RefSeq and is a predicted model, not a curated record.
GUUAUUAAACCCAGUAUCCCCACUUGGGAUCUUACUGUGGUGCUCGAGGCUCUCUGUGACCCCCCUUUUGAGCCCUUGGAGUCUGUAGAUCUGAAGUUCCUUUCAUAUAAAGUUGUGUUGCUAUUGGCACUAACAACUGUUAAACGGGUCGGGGAUCUCCAUGCUCUGUCUGUAAAUCCCUCCUGUAUUCAGUUUUCACCUGAUGGCUCCAAGGUGGUGCUGCAUCCAAACUCAGCGUAUCUCCCUAAGGUGAUACCUUCUKACUARAGCUCCAUGUCCAUUGAGCUUUCUAGUUUUUACCCUCCUCCUUUUGCAUAUGAGGAACAGAGGAGGUUACAUUCUCUGUGUCCUCUACGUGCACUGCGUAUUUACAUUGAUCGCACACAGGAGGUGAGGUCAUGRGAUCAGCUAUUUGUGUGUAUUGCUAACCCACUCAGGGGCAGBGCUCUGUCCAGACAGAGACUCUCCCACUGGAUUGUGGAGGCUAUCUCGUUAGCUUACAGCAGCAGGGGCCUCCCAGUCCCAUCUGGUGUGAGYGCUCARUCCACCAGGGGUGUAGCAGCAUCCUGGGCCCUAUUUAAAGGGGUACCUGUGAGUGACAUCUGUGUUGCGGCCAGCUGGUCUUCACCGCACACAUUUGUUCAGUURUAUCGCUUAGAUGUGACAGCCCCCUCGGUGGCUCACUCUGUGCUCUCCGCUGGGUCUGAUGUGCUGCACUAGCAUGUUAUUAUGACCCAAGUUUGGUGCUGCUCUGCGGGGCGUUUAUAUAUGUCC